Messenger RNA from Magnolia sinica, 2183 nucleotides. Its product is annotated as protein NSP-INTERACTING KINASE 1-like. The transcript has 11 exons. Gene Ontology annotation, biological process: protein phosphorylation. Gene Ontology annotation, molecular function: protein binding; ATP binding; protein kinase activity. The coding region runs from base 284 to 2158 and encodes 624 amino acids. Lineage: Eukaryota; Viridiplantae; Streptophyta; Magnoliopsida; Magnoliales; Magnoliaceae. The record is from RefSeq and is a predicted model, not a curated record.
GCAGCAUGCUAGUGGUGUGUUCUUCCCUACUACCAAACCUCUAGCUUCUUUUUUCUUUCUUUUUCCUUUUUCAGUCUGACACCAUAUAUGAGUGAUUGGAUUUCUGUAAUGGAAAGCAUUAGCUCUACUAGGAUUAGGUUCUUAUGAAAAUAGUCUAAAAACCAAAGAAAACCCAUCAAGGGUCUGAGCACCUGACUCCAUUAGACUACUCCCACAGGCACCUCAGAUCCUCAUAAGCUGUUUCUAGCAUCUGGGUAGCUCUUCUUUUUGGAGUUUCAGUACAAUGGAAGUAGGUAGAUGGGGAGUUUUCCUCUGUUUGGUGGUUUUGUUAUUGUUUUGGAAUUCUACAGAUGGUUUGCUCUCUCCCAAAGGUGUUAACUUUGAAGUUCAAGCAUUGAUAGGUAUAAAGGCAUCAUUGAAGGAUCCUCAUAAUGUUCUACAGAACUGGGAUCAGGACUCUGUUGAUCCAUGUAGCUGGACUAUGGUUACUUGCUCAGCUGAAAAUCUAGUCACUGGGCUAGGUACUCCGAGCCAGAACUUGUCCGGCACACUCUCUCCAAGUAUAGGGAACUUGACGAAUCUUCAGCUUGUUCUGUUACAGAACAACAACAUAUCGGGACCGAUUCCAGUAGAGAUUGGGAAGCUCUCGAAGCUUCAUACACUCGAUCUUUCUAAUAAUUUAUUUACUGGAGAAAUCCCCAUUUCUAUAGGAAACCUUAAAAGCCUUGAAUACUUGCGGCUUAACAACAACAGCCUUUCAGGAGCAUUUCCAUCAUCGUUGGCCAACAUCACAAAGCUUGCUUUCGUGGAUUUAUCUUACAAUAAUUUGAGUGGGCCCAUACCAAGGUUUCCUGCUAGAACAGUCAAUAUUGUAGGAAAUCCGCAGAUUUGUGCGACUGGAUCAGAGCCAGAUUGCAAUGGAACAGAACCAAUGCCGCUUUCCUUCAACUUGACUAAUACACAAAGCCCUCUACCUUUGGGAAGACCCAAAAGCCACAAGGUGGCCUUUGCUUUGGCGACGAGCCUCGGCUGCAUCUGUCUUCUCAUUCUUGGAUUUGGGUUCCUUCUAUGGUGGAGGCACAGACACAACCAACAGAUAUUCUUGGAUGUCAAUGACCAACAUCAUGAAGAAAUCUCUCUUGGAAACUUGAAGAGGUUCCAUUUCAGAGAGCUUCAGACUGCGACAGAUAACUUCAGUAGCAAGAACAUACUUGGAAAAGGCGGUUUUGGAAAUGUCUAUAAAGGCUAUCUCCAAGAUGGGACGGUCGUAGCAGUGAAAAGACUCAAGGAUGGAAAUGCUGUGGGUGGGGAGAUUCAAUUUCAAACAGAAGUGGAGAUGAUCAGCUUAGCAGUGCAUAGAAACCUUCUUCGGCUUUGCGGGUUUUGUAUGACAGCAACAGAGCGGCUUCUAGUUUAUCCAUACAUGUCAAAUGGAAGUGUUGCUUCUCGACUCAAAGGAAAACCAGCAUUGGAUUGGGGUACUAGAAAGAGAAUAGCACUCGGAGCAGCACGGGGCCUGUUGUAUCUUCACGAGCAAUGCGAUCCUAAGAUAAUUCACAGGGAUGUAAAAGCCGCGAAUAUAUUGCUUGAUGACUACUGUGAAGCAGUAGUAGGAGAUUUUGGGCUGGCCAAGCUUUUGGAUCACAGAGAUUCCCAUGUAACGACCGCAGUGAGAGGAACGGUGGGCCACAUAGCCCCUGAGUAUCUCUCCACGGGCCAGUCAUCAGAGAAGACAGAUGUCUUUGGAUUCGGAAUCCUUCUCCUUGAGUUGAUCACUGGUCAGAGAGCUCUAGAAUUCGGCAAGGCAGCUAAUCAGAAAGGAGCCAUGCUCGAUUGGGUGAAGAAAAUCCAUCAGGAAAAGAAGCUUGAUGUGCUCGUCGACAAGGACUUGAAAAACAACUAUGACCGGAUCGAGCUCGAAGAAAUGGUCCAAGUUGCUCUCCUAUGCACCCAAUACCUCCCAGGCCACAGGCCCAAGAUGUCCGAAGUAGUGCGAAUGCUAGAAGGUGACGGACUUGCGGAGAGAUGGGAAGCUUCCCAGAGAGCUGAAUCACACAAGUGCAAAGCCCAUGAAUUCUCCUCUUCUGAGCGGUACUCUGAUCUCACCGAUGACUCUUCAUUGCUCGCCCAAGCAAUGGAACUCUCUGGCCCGAGGUGACUUCACAAAACAAAGGAACCAGAGA